Molecule: messenger RNA, 4666 nt
Organism: Cyclopterus lumpus (lumpfish)
Lineage: Eukaryota; Metazoa; Chordata; Actinopteri; Perciformes; Cyclopteridae
Gene: celf1
Product: cugbp, Elav-like family member 1
Exons: 15
Coding region: 429-1994 (521 amino acids)
Biological process (GO): regulation of alternative mRNA splicing, via spliceosome; mRNA splice site recognition
Cellular component (GO): nucleus; cytoplasm; ribonucleoprotein complex
Molecular function (GO): mRNA 3'-UTR binding
Source: RefSeq, a predicted model, not a curated record
UAAUCUUAUAGCAAAUGGCACAUGUCACGUUGCCUCUUACCCCCCCCGUACAGCCUUUGAUUGGUAACGGUUCAGGAGAGACUGCCAUUUUACACCGUGACUGCUAGCUGAAUCUCUAGUGACAGACCACAAGUUAUUUACCCAUGUAGCGGCCAGCUUGUUUCCAACAGUGCGGCAUGACUGACGCGGUGUCGUGAGCCAACAGACACACACGACACGUCGUCUCAAGCCGCGUCAAAGUUAAAGUGGCGUAAACAAGCGGCAGUACGGUAGUGGCGUCCCGGCCGUCAUGCACAGACUACUUUUUGGGGCUGAGCGAAACUUUUAGGACGUGAAUGUGCUUCUGAAAGGACGUUUUGAUACGAGUUGACGUGCGUCGCACAGGUGGCGUUAAGCUGUGACGUAACUCGCGUAGUGCACAGCCCUGGAUGGAUAGCCUGGACCCUGAAACCCUGUAUGUCUCUCCAGAGCAGACUGGGCAGACCACCCUACCGCUCUGCACCUCGGAGGUCUCCAACUUGGCCCUAGUGGGUGGGAAGAAGAUGAAUGGGUCUCUGGACCACCCGGACCAACCAGAUGUUGAUGCCAUUAAGAUGUUUGUGGGACAGAUUCCGCGGUCCUGGUCCGAGGAGCAGCUUCGUGAGCUGUUUGAGCCUUAUGGAGCAGUCUAUGAGAUAAAUGUCCUCCGAGACCGCAGUCAGAAUCCACCACAGAGCAAAGGCUGCUGUUUUAUAACGUACUAUACUCGCAAAUCUGCAUUGGAAGCCCAGAAUGCGCUGCACAACAUGAAGAUUCUGCCAGGGAUGCACCAUCCAAUCCAGAUGAAGCCAGCUGACAGUGAGAAAAACAAUGCAGUGGAGGACAGGAAGCUGUUCAUUGGAAUGAUCUCCAAGAAGUGUAACGAGAAUGACAUCCGAAUGAUGUUCUCACCAUACGGACAGAUAGAGGAGUGCCGGAUCCUUCGAGGCCCUGAUGGACUCAGUCGUGGUUGUGCAUUUGUGACAUUCACAGCUCGACAAAUGGCCCAGUCAGCCAUCAAAUCCAUGCACCAGUCCCAAACCAUGGAGGGCUGUUCCUCGCCGAUUGUGGUGAAGUUUGCAGACACUCAGAAGGACAAGGAGCAGAAGCGUAUGGCCCAACAGCUGCAGCAGCAGAUGCAGCAGCUCAGUGCUGCUUCCAUGUGGGGGAAUCUCACUGGGCUGAACAGCCUGGGGCCGCAGUAUCUAGCACUCUACUUACAGUUGCUGCAGCAGUCGGCCUCAACAGGGAAUGCACUGAGCAACCUGCACCCUGUUUCAGGUCUUAAUGCCAUGCAGAACCUGGCUGCUUUAGCAGCGGCAGCAACUGCCACACAGGCCACGCCCACAGGCUCCAGCGCCAUGACAACAUCUAGUAGCCCACUCAGUGCACUAACAAGCUCAGGCUCCUCCCCCAACUCCAGCAGCAACUCCUCAGUGAACCCCAUGGCUUCUUUGGGGGCCCUGCAGUCUCUGGCUGCGAGUGCUGGAGCUGGCCUCAACAUGGGCUCCCUGGCAGGCAUGGCAGCACUGAAUGGCAGCCUUGGCUCCGGAGGCCUGUCCAAUGGAUCAGGAAACACCAUGGAGGCACUGAGCCAGGCCUACUCGGGCAUCCAGCAGUAUGCUGCUGCUGCCCUCCCCAGCCUGUACAACCAGAGCCUGCUGUCUCAGCAGAGCGUCUCAGCCGCAGGCAGCCAAAAGGAAGGUCCAGAAGGUGCCAACCUGUUCAUUUACCACCUGCCCCAGGAGUUUGGAGACCAGGACCUGCUCCAAAUGUUUAUGCCCUUUGGGAAUGUCAUCUCUGCUAAAGUCUUCAUUGACAAACAGACAAACCUCAGCAAGUGUUUUGGCUUUGUGAGCUAUGACAACCCCGUGUCAUCACAGGCAGCCAUCCAGUCAAUGAAUGGGUUCCAAAUCGGUAUGAAGAGGCUGAAGGUGCAGCUGAAGCGCUCAAAGAAUGACAGCAAGCCUUACUGAAGGUGCUGAGGCAGACUUGGUUAGGCAGGGUGGUGUUAUGGUAAGUUGAGUAUGAAUAACCCAGACCGGUCCACUCAGAAACCUAUCUAUGCAUUACAGGGUGAUGUCUGCUGUGCCUCUUCUGGUCAUUACACCGUUUCCAGGCAACAAUUCACAUGAAGCUACGUGCAAGAGUGUUCAGGCUGGACUGGGUUCUUCCCGUGUUAUGUUGUGGUUCAUGCACUUUGUUUUCCUUUUGAAACGAUGAGAGAAACAGGUGUAUUUUCAUUUUAAGUUGAAAUGUUAUCAGUUUGCUGUGUACUGUGUGCUGUGUACAUAAUACACAAAUGAGUUGAUUGUUAGUAGAUGUUGCACAUUUACAGUCAGGUCAGAUAGGUGCCAAAUCGAUCUGUUUCUACUUCCUGUUCCCCUCCCCCCCUUCCACCCAGACGCAGCAUAGCGCUCCUGAAAUAAGGCAGCAGAUAGAGCCACGUUUGGUUAGUAAACCGGAAUUAUGAACAGGUUUUCUUUUAUGUUAUCACAAAGUCGGUGGGUUUCCCUUACAUUUGUAGUCAAUACUUGUAUUAUCCUUUGAAACCGGUAUUGUAUGUGAUAUGUACAGAAAUGAGUUGUCGGGUUCAAAGUACGGCACAGAAGUUUCCAUCAUUCAUGAGGAGGAGCCCCACUUCAACACACACAUGCCAUCCAUACGUGUGUGUACACUGUGUGUGUUGUGCAGGCAGAGUCUAGAUCAGUGGUGACGUGAGAUUAAACAUCUGCUUCCUGUUCUGUGGGAUUUCCACUAAACUGUUAACUAUUCUCUUCUGAGCACCGGGGUCUGACAGGUCAUAUUCAUGCACGCUUAUGGAAAAUGGGUUUGCAUAUAGCUGAAGGUGCUUGACACUACAUGCUAACAUUCACUUAUUGAAAGACAUUAAUUCACUGUGGCAGAGGGCGCCAAACAAGGUGCCGAGCUGCGCAUGAGGAUCUACUCCAAAUGAUAAUUCCCAUGUGGCCUCUGGUGGAUGGCGCCACAUGUGCAUGUGUGUUGUAUUCAGACAUGGAUAUCAUACCUUUGUCAAGUAGUCGGCUCAUUGCAUUUGAUCAGUUUUUCUUUAUCGCGGUAAAACUGAUGCCGUUGAAAUUGCAUGUAAAUAUAGACUUUUCUCGAGGACGGAACACAACAUGUUUUAGUGGCGCUCCUCCUGUGCUGUUGCACUCUGAGUGACAGGUCAGAGGUCGGGUCAUCCCCAUCCCUCAGUUACUGUCCUACUAGCUAGCAGCUAGCUGAUUUAAAGGGGGCUACACCACUGUGUCUCUCACUGAAUCUCUUCUGUGAUUGGAUCAUUCAUAUAAAUGUCAAAUUGCUCAAGGCAACCUGUUAGUUGCUAAGACUGGCAAGACAUGUUUUGUUUUUGUUUUAAGUAGGAACUGAGACAGUUGUUGAUAUAUAUUUAAACUAUUAUGCCUUUUCUAUUUUUAUAUAGGUUUUAUACUUCCCCUGUGUGUUGGGGAACUAUUUAUUGCCUUAAUUAUUUAUCUGAAUUGAAAUGAUUUUGAAAGACAAAUGUAAAGUCCAACAAUUCCAUUUGAUCUCCUGGUGUGUGUGUGUGUGUGUGUGUGUGUGUGUGUGUUUUGUUUAGUUUCCUUUGUGUGACGUGUACUUUGUGUCAUUGUGGCAUGGACUGUGUGUGUAGGAUCCAUCAGUGCUGCUACAGACUUCAUAGAACCCCCUCUCUGUCAUACAUGCCUUCAUCCAAAUAAAACAUUAAUUUUCCAAAAACAGAAAGCAUAAUUUAUUGUAAAAGUGAUUAGCUAGUAUCUAACCGUACUAUAACUAGUUUUGAAAGUCAUGUUUUGUGUACUUUGUCCCAUUUACUCACUAUUAUGUCAGCACUGCAACUUGUUUGGUAUAUUGUAUAUACUAUAUAUAGUAUACCAAAGCAUGAAUAUGUAUCAGGGACUUUGUAGUCACAGCUGAUCCAGAUGUUGUCAUUUAAGUCUCUCUCUCUCUCUCUCUCGUUUCAAAGUGACCUCCAGUCUGUAUUACAGUCGCUCUCCAUAUUUGAUUGACAGUGUAUAGGUGUCAUGCUGGCCUGUAGCAGCUGCUCCAGACCUGCAUGUUGUCACUGGUUCUGUGCACUCUUUUUAUUUCAGCUGUCCUGUGUUGUGAUCAUUCUUGGUUUCUUUUCCUAUCUGUGUUCCUUUGUGGUUUAACCUCAGUUUGUCUCCCUGUUGUUUGUCUUUUCGUUUGUUCUAGAUCUCUUCCUGUUUGCCCUAGCAUGUUGAUGUGGCAUCACAGUUCAUCGUCCAGUCCUUGUCUUCUGCGCUUCUCUGAUGCUCCCAAUUUCACCAUUGACUUUGCAUUAGUUACCAGGAGGUUUUGUUUAGUUGUUUCCCAUAAUUCCUCUGUGCUUGCAGCAGGGGCACUAGAGAGACUGCCCUUGGACAUGUUUGAAUGUUACAUUCAAAUUAUUACAAGAGAAGAGAGAACCUAUUUUUUUCUAGAACUUGCGUUUUUAUCUUGUGUGUGUGUGUGUGUGUGUGUAUCAUCCGUAGCCUGUUGACCACUACAAGCUGCUGCUGUGCUCUUUGUUUUUACAUAACUGCACUGAGAUUCUUGGCAAAAUGGCAUUUUAUUUGUGUUAAGUUAAAUGAUGAAUAAAUUGGUGCCACAUUUUUUUGCACAAUCA